AUGCUGAAAUUAUUACCCAUAAACUCCGGUCUAGAACACGCCUCUUUUGUUUACGAAAGUGAGAAGGAUACUAAGAAUGCAGAUAUUCUCAAGGAAAUUCAAAAAGGAGCCAGGCUUAGACACGUCAGGUGUAAUGAUAGGAGUAAACCAAAUCUCAGAGGUAUCAAGCAGUUUAAAAGGCAGUUAACUAAAGAAGAAAAGGUUCAAGGUUUGAGUGUAAUUGAGGAUUUACUGGACGAUAAAGAGGACUUCGAGGAUUUGGACAAGAUCAAAGACGACCUUGAAUCUACAAAGCAGCUACUGGAGCUUGAGGUGAGGUCCAAGCAGCUUCUAGAGAAGGACAAUAAGAAGCUUCAAGCGGAAAUAGAAAAACUAAGAUCUGAGUUUGAAAAAUUGCAAAAUGGAGGAGAUAAAGAGACAGUAAAUAAUGGAACACAAAAUAGACGGAGUUCAGUUCAGGAGAAAAGAAGAAGUAUCAUUAGACUCACAUCUGAGAGCUUACCAGACACAGAUAUACCAGAUAUACCAGAACAGGUGGUCGACGAGUUGGAGGAGUUGAAGGAGGAGGCCGACGAGGCGAGGAAGUUGGCUGAGGAGUGGGAGGCUAAAUACAAGGAAAUGCAAAGACAGAUGGAGGAUCUUGAGGUAGGUCAGACUACAGGGAGCAAGAAGCAUUCAACAACAGAAUACAACCAAUCCAUCAGCCUCGAGGAGGAGGCGGAGGUUGCUAUCGGUCAGCAGGAGACUGGAGAUGAUUGGGUUCAGAAAAGGGAAAUCCACCAACUCCAGGGAAAACUGCGAAAUACAAAAGAUAAAAAGGAGUUUAUCAUUAGAGAGAGAAAUCUGCUAAACGAAAGACUAGGAAAGUUAAAGAGAUUGAAGAAGGAGGUGAAGGAGAUGAAUGCCGCGUUCACGAAGGAGAUGGAGGAAAUGGAAGCUAUGGAACUCCAGGAGAAGGAACUUGAGCUGAACAAACUAGCUAGAGAACCCAGUGUGGCAGUGUUGCCCACGUUACACGGAGGCACCCCGGAGAUACAUGUCGGCUUGUACACGGACCUCACUUCCCGAGGGGGAGACGAGGGUGCACUGAACACAGACACUCCUCAGAACGGACAUAAAAGGGGACCACGUAGAGGUAGGUUGAUGGGUAGCCAUCCGUACUCUUUGGGCGUAGAAAGAAGCAGAUCGGUUUUCCCAAAGAUGGGACUUGUCCGAGUAGCGGAAGCCCUAGACGGUGGGAUAGUCGUACCUGGUCUAGCAACGUGUAGCAGGACCGGCAAGGGGAAAGCUAUCACACCCAGGUCAUAUACUGGGGGAAAAGUUGCCUUCAAUUCACUAACUUUAGCCGUACUGGCCGAAGGGAUGUGUGAGGAGUUAUGUAUUAAAUGCCUUNGUUCAAUAAUACUUUACUAUCAAUGUCAAUCCGGACACAACUUUAUCUGUUUGGAUUCCCAAACUAGUUCAAUAUUUCAAGAGAGUGAGUCAGGGCCUAUCUGCUUUACUAUCAAUGUCAUGCGAAAAUGA
Molecule: messenger RNA, 1524 nt
Organism: Eurytemora carolleeae
Lineage: Eukaryota; Metazoa; Arthropoda; Copepoda; Calanoida; Temoridae
Product: myosin-2 heavy chain
Exons: 12
Coding region: 1-1524 (507 amino acids)
Molecular function (GO): actin binding
Source: RefSeq, a predicted model, not a curated record